Messenger RNA from Balaenoptera ricei (Rice's whale), 4111 nucleotides. RefSeq names its product hes related family bHLH transcription factor with YRPW motif like (gene HEYL). The coding region runs from base 1057 to 1944 and encodes 295 amino acids. Gene Ontology annotation, molecular function: RNA polymerase II cis-regulatory region sequence-specific DNA binding; DNA-binding transcription factor activity, RNA polymerase II-specific; protein dimerization activity. Lineage: Eukaryota; Metazoa; Chordata; Mammalia; Artiodactyla; Balaenopteridae. The record is from RefSeq and is a predicted model, not a curated record. Gene Ontology annotation, cellular component: nucleus. The transcript has 5 exons. Gene Ontology annotation, biological process: regulation of neurogenesis; regulation of transcription by RNA polymerase II; circulatory system development.
ACUCUGCCCACUUGUAGGAGGCAGCGGGUGUAAUAGACUCCUGCAGUCUAGAAAGAUGAUGGAGGCUUGGUCCCGAGAUCAGCAGUGGAGAUAAGGGGGACGGCUGUGAGAUGUAUUUUAGACAUGGAAUGGGCAGGUUUUGAUGGGGUAGGUGAGGACAGAGGAGGAAUCAAAGAUGGUGGCCGGGUGUCCACCUUGCAGAAGUGGGAUAUGGGUACCUUCGCUGAGAUGAGAACCUAGGCAGAAGAGGAGAGGUGGAGGCAAGCUCUUGGGUUCCUGUUCAGAUGUGUGGCAUUUCGCGUUCUGAAAUAGCAGGGGAGUCACCUUGUCUGAAGUUAUUUGUGGCUGUGAUGUCUCCAAUGGGAGCUGGGCUCUGGAGGGCUGGGGCCUGGCUGAGGGCAUCCAGUCCAGCCCUCAGUCUGAGUGGGGCCUCUGGCGUGUUGGCCAAGUGAAUGAUCCUAAGUGCAACCCAGAGAAUCUCCUUCAUUCCAAGAGAGCCUCUGAAGCGGGAAAACAUUAAGAGGGCGAGCAGUUGGGCUGAGGAGGAUUUGGUCAGUCUGGGCAGGAAAAACCCCAGAGGGCUGAGCCUCCUCCCGGUGAUGGGAACUCCUGGGUCGCCAGCAAACAUACAUCCUUCAGCCAAGCCCGGGGACCGGAGGCCUGACACGAUGCAGGGCUGGAGCCUUCUGGGGAGGCUGGGGCCACGUCCCGAGAGUCCAGAGAGGGCCCUGUGACCCAGAUGUCGCCUCCCCCUCGCCCCGGCCGCGCAGCGUGGGAGGAGGCGGCAGCUGCAGGCCGGGUGGAGGGCGGGCGACCGGCGGGCCCGGCCCGUGGGAAGCGGCGGCAUCUGUUCUUUCCACGCUCGUUCCCAGCGGCUCCCUCUGAAACCUAACCCGCAGGCCCGGCCCCACUGCCGCCGCCCGUGCCCUCGCCCGCCCCGCCCGGGGGAUCGGGUUGCAGGAGCCGGGCGGCCGGGCUGCGGUUCCCCCGACGGCCGUGGCAGCGCAACGAGGGCGAGGGGCGAGGGGCAGGAGGCAAGGCCGAGCGGUCAGCCAGAUGGCCCGGCCGCUGUCCACCCCCAGCCCUUCACAAAUGCAAGCCAGGAAGAAACGCAGAGGGAUCAUAGAGAAACGGCGCCGGGACCGCAUCAACAGCAGCCUUUCUGAACUGCGGCGCUUGGUCCCCACUGCCUUUGAGAAGCAGGGCUCCUCCAAGCUGGAGAAAGCCGAGGUCCUGCAGAUGACGGUAGAUCACUUGAAAAUGCUCCACGCCACUGGCGGGACAGGAUUCUUUGAUGCUCGAGCCCUGGCAGUCGACUUCCGGAGCAUCGGUUUUCGGGAGUGCCUUACCGAGGUCAUCAGGUACCUGGGGGUCCUGGAAGGGCCCAGCAGCCGUGCAGACCCGGUGCGGAUUCGCCUUCUCUCCCACCUCAACAGCUAUGCAGCCGAGAUGGAACCUUCACCCACGCCCGCUGGCCCCCUGGCCUUUCCUGCCUGGCCCUGGUCCUUCUUCCAUAGCUGUCCAGGGCUAUCUGCCCCGAGCAGCCAGCUUGCCAUCCUAGGAAGAGUGCCCGGCCCCAUCCUCCCCAGCACCUCCUCUCUGGCUUACCCCAUCCCGGCCUUCAGAACCACUCCCUUGCGCAGAGCCACUGGCACCAUCCUGCCAGCCCGGAGGAGUUUGCUGCCCAGUCGAGGGGCAUCUUCUACCCGGAGGGCCCGCCCCCUGGAGAGGCCAGCUGCACCCCUGCCCCCCAGUGGCAGGGCUGCCAGGAGCAGCCACAUGGCACCCCUCCUGCGAUCUUCUUCCCCCGCCCCUCCUGGCAUUGUGGGGUCUCCUGCUUAUGUGGCUGUUCCUGGGUCUUCCCAGGGGGCAGCUGGGAGGCCAGCAGGAGCUGUGCUCUGCCACUCCUGGGUCUCUGAAAUCACUGAAGUUGGGGCUUUCUGAGCUGGCUUUGCCCCCAGGAAUGAGGAGAGUUCUUUUUCCAGGAGCUCUAAAAAUGGCGUUGCCUAUUCUGCUCUGCUUCCUGGACUGGUUCAUAUAGGAAGGUGUCUUCUUCACCCGGCAGAGUCCCCCUUCUCCUUUGGCCCCUCUCCCCUCCUCACUGCUUGUCCCAGCUUCUCCUGGGGCUAUUCUGAUCUCAGAAGCUUGGUCUCAUUUUUUCCCUGGAGAGAUGAGUCUCAGGAGAGCCCCCCAAGAGCUGUACCCAGACCCCUCUCCUGCUCCAGGACACAUGGGCAGUAGGCAUUAAUCUCAGGUUGGGGAACAACGCUUUAACCUAAAAGGCACAAUGACCUAAGGCACGCUGCUCCCCUAGAGAUCAGACCCCAGCCAAGAGCAGUGACUUCCUGGCUGCAGCCUUCCCAGACCCCCAGGGGCCGGAACAUAGUGUCUGUCUCACUUCCUGAGACAGUAACCACGCAGGGGCCGCAAAGAGGUCUCCUGGGAACCCUGUCUGCCCCAGCCCACCUGUCUCCCGCCCACUGCAAUGAACCCAGAACAGACCUGCUGUCCGCCACGGCCAAGGCUGGGGACUGGGAGCCCAGCAGGGCCCGUUCCUGCCCUCUUGUCAGCUGCUGACACCUACCCUCCAGCUGACCAGCAGUUCCCUGCACACAGCUGGGAGGUCUCCGGGCUCCGUGACAGGGUGUACUCACCACCAGGCCUCGGACGGCGUCCCCAGACAGGAGCCAGGCUUGAGCCACAGAGAACCCAGCUCUCUGCCUACCACACGGCCAGCGUCCUCCAGGCCUGUGGUCCCGUCGGAUGCACAGUGCGGAGGCCAUGUUCCCACGUGAUGGCGCCCCCGAGAGGAAUCCUCUUGGGAUUCAGCACCAGACGUUUGUGCUGCCUGUUUUGCAUCCGACUCACGGGGCGCAGACUGCUGGGACCGCCAAGGGCUGUCAGGCUGGACGAAAAUAACUGCGAGGAGGGGCGAGGGGAAGGACAGUCAGAGGCAGCUCGGCCCUUCAAGGUCACACAGUGGGUCGAGGGCCUGAGAUCCUGUUCACCCGGGAUUCCACGCGGCUGGCUCUGCUCAAAGGCCAUGCAUGGCGUUACCCAGCUUCAGCCCAGGUCAUUUUCCCUCUAACAGAGGGAACAAAUGGCCCAGGGACCUUUCCCAGUGGAACAGCAGGAACUGGACAAGAUAGGGGCAGACCAGAAGCGACACACAGCCAGCCCAGUGCUGCCACAUGGUUGUUAGAAUGCAGAAACACUUCUGUGCUCAUUGACAGACCUGCUUCCCUGAGUGUUCCCACCACAUGGCUUUUCUCCCAGGACCCCGUGCUGGUUAAUGCCCUGCCGACCCAAGGCCGUGGGGCCCUCCAGCUGGCAAGUCGUUGGUGCUUAUUCUGCACUGGUUGUUAAAUGCUUCUGAGGUCACCCCUGGAAGAGUCUCCCACUCCCAUCCUUUGAUGGAACUACCCUCCCCAGAGGCUGCAUUGAGGAGACUCCACGAGCUCAAAAAGUAGAGUCUGCAAACGCCCUGGGGGAAAAGGGCCCUUUCAGAGAAGUGGGUAGGAGGGCAGAGAUCAUUUAAAUGACCCAGAAAGCUCUUUUGAGGAGGCAAAUUCCUCAAGGAGGGAUAAAGAACUAAAGUAAUUCUUUUACUCCUCAGUGUGAGGUAGCUGGAUCAGAUGUUGCUCUCCUCCUGGACCCAUCUGUGUGUACAGCAGUGAGGAGGUGUCAUUUCAGGGCGUGGGUCACUGGCCAGGAGUGCUCCUGAGGCAGACAGAGAUAGAGGGAAAUAGCGAGGGAGGGAAGGCAGUCAGCAGGCUCCCAGGAGUUGGGAGGGAGGGCAGAGGGAGGUGGCAGAAGGCAAAGACCGACUUCACCUUUUUCACAAGGGGCGGGAAGAACGGCGCUCCCCACCCGCCCCCCUCCUCCCCUGCACUCUCCCCCUCCCCCUCCUCCCCUGCACUCUCCCCCUCCCCCUCCUCCCCUGCACUCUCCCCUCCCCCUCCUCCCCUGCACUCUCCCCCUCCCCCUCCUCCCCUGCACUCUCCCCCUCCCCCUCCUCCCCUGCACUCUCCCCUCCCCCUCCUCCCCUGCACUCUCCCCCUCCCCCUCCUCCCCUGCACUCUCCCCUCCCCCUCCUCCCCUGCACUCUCCC